AUGGAGCGAUCUCGCCAGGCCCCGCUAUCGAUUUUACUGAAGCAUUCUGGCGCGCUCAGCCCGGCUUUACUCACUCAAGUCGCCGCAGCUGCUGGCCGAUGGCGCCAGGCUGAAAUCGACAUAAACUUUAUGGGGGAUCUUGCACAAAAUUUGUUUCCUAGCCCACUUCCUCGCUGCGACAUGCUGGCACGACUCGAGCUCUCCAUUGACGAUCGGCGAACGAGCCUAUUCAGACACGUCGCGCCGGAAGAAGUAGUGCAGGCGUUUCCGUUGCUAGUUGCAUUUACCCUACAGACGGACGAAACGCAGGUGCCUUCAGCAUUCGACCUGCUCUGGCCACGGUUGGAAGAAUGCAACCUAACACAAUGUCGCAGCCGUGAUGUUCUGAAGGUCUUAGCUCUUCUGUCAAGCAACUGCAGGGUUGGCCUAACGUCCUGUGGGCAAGACUGCCAGGCCGACACCUUGUCGUCCAUCGUCACGGUCUGCCGCGCCUCUGUUGUGUCAAUUGUGACGAUUGGUUCGCGUCAGGCACACUUCCUUUCACUGCUGUCAACCAUUCUCCAGCUUCCGAAUGCCAGGAAGCUGUGGCUACCAGUCUCACACCGCUCUCUCUUGUCCAUCCCGGGUUUCUUAAACCGAUCUCCUACAUUAUCUCAUCUUCACCUCCACAUUUCUGACCAAACCGAUCCGCACUCCCAGACGCUGGCCGAGCUGGUCGACUGGCCAGAGCUUGGCAAUAUCCGCCGUUUGGAACUGUGGUUGCACAAGGACCGAAAUUCGACUCGUCUUCUUGACGCCUUGAAGCGAGCAGAUUCCAAGGCUCUACCACGUCUCAACUCGCUCGCCAUCCGUGGUGCGGGUGUCAACCUCGCUUGGAUUCUCGCUGUCCAUAAAGCACGAGCGCCGCAAUUGCAGAAACUCCUCGUCCCAAUUAACACAACCAUCCCACAACCACCGAUUCCGGGAUUCGAUGUCCAGUUUUGGGACACGCAAUUCCUCGGUGAAUGGAGUAAGAACCUGGAAAUCAUCUAA
Molecule: messenger RNA, 1032 nt
Organism: Mycena indigotica
Lineage: Eukaryota; Fungi; Basidiomycota; Agaricomycetes; Agaricales; Mycenaceae
Exons: 1
Coding region: 1-1032 (343 amino acids)
Source: RefSeq, a predicted model, not a curated record